UAUGAACUCUAUUCAAUAUACUUGCAUACUGUAAGACACAGAGAGCUGCUCUUUGUGAAAAGAUGCUUUCCUUAUGCUUCCACCUGUUUGCUGUGUUGGUAAUCUGUGCAGAUUGCAAUGAGAACAGAGAUAUUUCAUAUACAUUCAAACGUUGGAAUGCACUUGACCAGCCUUUGCAGGAACAACUUGCUAUAGUGUAUAAGGAGAUGGAAAGCUUGAAACAAGAACAAUCAGUAAUGAAACAAAAGCAAGAAGCCUUGAGCCAGGUAUUACCAUACUGUUCACAAAACCCUAUUGAUACAGAUGUGGAGUUGAAUUUGACAUCACUACAAACUGGCACCAGUCAUCCUCUGUCCGCCUUCACUCAGAAUGUGGAUGGAGACGAAGGCUCUGGCGAGGAUGACAGUGAAAACCCAGCAGACCCCUGCUUUCAUUAUGCUGCGUUGGACCAGAGCUGGAGAGCCACAAACUACAGCACCCGAAAUGUUGCCUGUGACCGCCGAGUCGAUUGGAAAGGCUGGUACCGUCUCUUCUACCGCGGUAAGACCAUCCAGAUGCCUGAAAGGUGUGUGAAGGUAGAAAAGUGUGGGACCCACUCGCCACUGUGGCUCGACGGUGGUCAUCCUCGCAUUCGGGAUGGGGUGGUCACUCGAAAAGUCUGCGGAAACUGGAAAAACAACUGCUGCAUGUUCAAGUCCAAUCCUAUUCAAGUCAAAGCAUGUAGAGGAAACUACUACGUCUACAAGUUUGUCAAACCAGUUGCUUGCCAUUUGGCGUAUUGUUCAGACAUCAACACACUUGUCUGUGGAAAAUGUAAAAAAAGCGAGUCUUGCAUCAGCAGAGACAAAAUCACCUACAUGUGUCAGAAAAACAAAAGGAGAGUGAAAGCAAAUGUGCAUUUUUUUGCUACCUACCCAGCCAGCAUUGCAGGAAAAGUCAACAAGAUUGUGUUCAGGAAAGUGUAUGUAAAUCAAGGCCAGGCUUUCAACCCUCGCACGGGGAUCUUCAGAGCUCCGGUGUCAGGCGUUUAUCAGUUCUUCUUCUCCACUCAGACUGGGGGAAGCGGUGCUACUGACCUAUGGCUUGUUGUGAAUAAUUACUGGGUGGCUGUGUCUCAUAGCAAUGUACAGGGUUCCAGCUCGGUUGGGAAUCUCUCAACAUACAUGACGACUCUGCGCAAGGGGGCGAUAGUUUAUGUGACCCAUAAUCGAGGCCGCUCUUGGGCCAAUAGCGCAUCCAACACCAUCGCUUUUGGGGGUUCAUUACUUAUGGUGAGAAAUAUCUAAGAUGAUGUAAAAGCCGACUGGGUUAUUAGAGGCUAAAUUUACUAGUAUGUUCGACUUGGGAAGUAUAUAAAAUAUCUAUCAGAGGCUUGUUCUGAAAACUUAGCUUUAUUUGUUUCUGGAGAUUGCAAAUUAUGUAGCCUGAAGUACAGAUGGCUGGUCAAUC
Molecule: messenger RNA, 1449 nt
Organism: Danio rerio (zebrafish)
Lineage: Eukaryota; Metazoa; Chordata; Actinopteri; Cypriniformes; Danionidae
Source: RefSeq, a predicted model, not a curated record